Schistocerca serialis cubense is the source of this 1140-nucleotide messenger RNA. RefSeq lists its product as uncharacterized. The coding region runs from base 52 to 507 and encodes 151 amino acids. NCBI's taxonomy places the organism in Eukaryota, Metazoa, Arthropoda, Insecta, Orthoptera, Acrididae. Gene Ontology annotation, biological process: sleep; positive regulation of voltage-gated potassium channel activity; regulation of synaptic transmission, cholinergic. The record is from RefSeq and is a predicted model, not a curated record. The transcript has 3 exons.
GGCAGACAGUUCUCAUCCGUUGGAGUGACGGGACGCUCCUAAACCUUUGACAUGACUCGUAACACCUCCGCCCUCCAUUUAUCGGCUGCGCUGCUGGUGGUCGCUGCCAUCGUGCGCCCAGGAGAUGGACUGCACUGUUAUAGGUGUCAUUCUCUCUUUGAUGAAACAUGUGACACCCAUCCAUAUAAGACUGAGAACUGUGAUUAUAUAACUGACUACGUCUUCAGUGAAGGUGUCCGGAUUAAAGCGAAACCUGUCUGCAUUAAGGUCAUUUAUAAAGAUAUUAUACACGGUGACGCGAAGUUGUUAUUGCGAAGAUGUAUACCAGAAACGUCUGAGGAGCCGAAUCCCUGUGAAGCUGUUUCCAGAGAGAAUCCACAAAACACUAUUAUAUACUGUGGCACGUGCCAAGGUGAUCUCUGCAACAACAGUAAUCGCUUUGCAGUAACUUUCCUGCUGUUGUUGCUUCCUUGCUUUAUCAGUCUCAUCCUUUCACACACUCAUUAAAAUUGUUUGUACUUCAGGCUAAUACUAACAUGUUAGAAACACCUGUUCAUUGUUGUACAGUCAUUUACACAUAAAACUACAUCAAUUACGUGAGUUUAGCGCGAGAUGGCCGUGUAAAGUGAGCCUGUAUGAGAAUCUUUUAUUGAAAUUGUUAACUAUUCAAGUUGUAAGAAACUGCUGCUUGAUUAUGUCUCAGUGAUAUGUUUCCAUUGUCUUAUUACUUGUUAUGUUCACAUUCUCUCUGAAUGUACCACUGCUAAUAUUCCUACCUAGCAUAACUUUUCGAUGAUGAUUGUAAUACUUGUACCUUACUUGUAAUCCACUGUGUAAGUUCUUGUUUGUGGGAUAUUUAGUACCAAUUCGUAAAGUGUAAGUAGGUUUUUUGCAUUUCAAUUAGAACUUAGCUGAAUGUCAGUUUAGAACAUAUCUCCUUACCCCAACGAUGUCACUGUCGUUGAAACUUUUUUUCUGUUUUGCAAGACAUGAAAAUUUAUGUUCAUGGUGAAAUUGUAGAAGUUUUAUAAAUUGCAACUCUAAUAUCGAUUUGUACCAUAGCAAUUAAAUUAUGAUAAAUUGUACUAUAACUAUUGUAAUGUAAGCAUAUAUAAAUCUGUAAAUAAAUUUUUGAUAAAA